AGCACCUACAAAAGAUUGACGCAGUGGCAAGAGAUAUACUAUUAUCACAAGAGCAAGUAUAUGAUAAUAUGGAAGAUGUUAAGAACAAACAUGACGAAUUAUUAAACCAAUUACAAGAAGCGAAAGAAAAUUUACAAAAUUUAUUAGAUAUUUCACAAAACGAAAUUCAAGAAUUAACGAAAUCAUUAAGCGAUGCAAAAAAAAUUCAUCAAGAUUUUAUGAAAUUUUUGAAACCAUUAAAAGUUUCAAUUGAUUUCAUUAAUUGGAUUUAUGACGGAAAACCUUUUACAAAUAAUGUAAUUUAUGUGAUUCCGUUAUUUACUCUUAUAUUUUGGAUAUUAUUUGGUAAAAUGGUGGCAAUUUCAUUAACGAUGCAAUUAUUAUAUCGUUACAUUAAUCAAUAUGAAACAUUCGAUGAACAAUUCAUUCAGUCUUUCGUUUUGGUGAUGACGGGAGGAAUAUUAUCAAGAGUAUUUUCCAAUGGAUUUGAAAAUCAAAUGAUAACCAAAAUAUUAAACAUAAUUCGUAGACGUUACUAAAAAAAUUUAAGGUUACCUUUUUACCACAAAUAAAAUGACGCAAAUCAAUUGUUUACUAAUUAGGAUGGAAAUAUACAUAUCAGGUUAUAAUCGCAUAUGACAACAAGAUGAUAUACGAGAAAAACAUGCAAAACUUUUUUUUAUUGAAAGAAUUUAUUUUCCAUGACUCGAAUAAUACGAUUAUUUAUAUCUUUUUUUUUAUUUUUAUUAUAUAAAAAAAAACGUGAGAAUUAAAUAAAUUAGUAUGAGUUCAUAGAAAAAUUACUUUAUUAAGAAAAUUU
Molecule: messenger RNA, 820 nt
Organism: Rhizophagus irregularis DAOM 181602=DAOM 197198
Lineage: Eukaryota; Fungi; Glomeromycota; Glomeromycetes; Glomerales; Glomeraceae
Source: RefSeq, a predicted model, not a curated record